This is a messenger RNA of Aspergillus ochraceoroseus IBT 24754, 1170 nucleotides long. RefSeq names its product proteasome regulatory particle base subunit RPT6. Bases 1 to 1170 code for a protein of 389 amino acids. The transcript is spliced from 3 exons. Lineage: Eukaryota; Fungi; Ascomycota; Eurotiomycetes; Eurotiales; Aspergillaceae. Gene Ontology annotation, cellular component: proteasome regulatory particle, base subcomplex. Gene Ontology annotation, biological process: proteasome-mediated ubiquitin-dependent protein catabolic process. The record is from RefSeq and is a predicted model, not a curated record. Gene Ontology annotation, molecular function: ATP hydrolysis activity; proteasome-activating activity; ATP binding.
AUGGCGCUCGACAACUACUACCGCAAUAAGAUCGAGAGCAUGAAGCUCGAAAUCAUUCAGGGCCAGGCGGUCCUUCGAAGACUUGAAGCACAGCGCAAUGACUACAACUCCCGGGUCCGCUUACUGCGAGAGGAACUGGGGCUGCUCCAACAACCUGGCUCGUACGUUGGUGAGGUGGUGAAGGUUAUGAGCACCAAGAAAGUCCUCGUAAAGGUACAUCCAGAGGGGAAAUAUGUGGUCGACAUUGCGGAGGGCGUGGACAUCAGCAAGCUCACUGUGGGCAAGCGCGUUUCAUUACUCUCCGAUUCCUACAAGCUGGAAAAGAUGCUACCGUCCUCCGUUGAUCCGCUCGUGUCACUCAUGAUGGUCGAGAAGGUUCCCGACAGUACGUACGACAUGAUUGGUGGUCUAGAUCAGCAGAUCAAGGAAAUCAAGGAAGUUAUCGAGCUGGGUCUGAAGCACCCCGAACUGUUUGAAUCGCUCGGUAUUGCACAGCCCAAGGGGGUCCUUCUUUAUGGUCCCCCCGGAACGGGUAAGACGCUUCUUGCCCGAGCCGUCGCCCAUCACACAGACUGUCGGUUUAUCCGAGUGAGUGGAUCGGAGCUUGUGCAGAAAUACAUUGGCGAAGGUAGUCGUAUGGUUCGUGAGUUGUUCGUGAUGGCUCGAGAGCAUGCUCCUAGUAUUAUUUUCAUGGACGAGAUCGACAGUAUUGGUUCUAGCCGGAUAGACUCCGCGGGCUCGGGCGAUUCGGAGGUGCAGCGAACCAUGCUUGAGCUUCUCAACCAGUUGGACGGUUUCGAGCCGACAAAAAACAUCAAAAUUAUCAUGGCUACCAACCGUCUGGAUAUUUUGGACCCGGCCCUGUUGCGUCCCGGACGAAUUGACAGGAAGAUCGAAUUCCCACCACCAUCUGUGGAGGCUCGUGCGGAUAUUCUACGGAUUCACUCCCGAUCGAUGAACCUCACCCGGGGGAUCAACCUCACGAAGAUUGCGGAAAAGAUGAAUGGAUGCUCUGGGGCGGAACUCAAGGGAGUGUGCACGGAGGCGGGAAUGUACGCGCUCCGAGAACGGCGAGUGCACGUUACCCAGGAGGAUUUCGACCUGGCGACGGCCAAGAUCCUCAACAAGCAUGAUGACAAGGAGGUUGCGGUCUCGAAGCUUUUCAAGUAG